Ruditapes philippinarum (Manila clam) is the source of this 2968-nucleotide messenger RNA. Its product is annotated as tigger transposable element-derived protein 6-like. The transcript has 7 exons. NCBI's taxonomy places the organism in Eukaryota, Metazoa, Mollusca, Bivalvia, Venerida, Veneridae. The coding region runs from base 192 to 2069 and encodes 625 amino acids. Gene Ontology annotation, cellular component: nucleus. The record is from RefSeq and is a predicted model, not a curated record. Gene Ontology annotation, molecular function: DNA binding.
AAUCUUGCUCAAUGCACAGAUAUAUUAUAUUUAGCUCCAUGCUCAAUGAAGACAGACUUUUAUCGAACGCAAGGGACUGUUAGCCUUUCAAUCUGUUAAUCACUGGGCCAUGCUUCAAUUUUCAAGCUUUAAAUACAAAAGGGUUGUUAUUACGCAUAUUAAGAUAAUGAAAAGACACAGAAGUUGAAAGUAUGCCUAUGCUUUGUGCAAUAUAUAAGAAAUUCAAACCAAAUGUUCAUAUCUUUCAGAAAAUGCAGGCAAACUACUCACCAGGACAAUUGAAGAAGGCUUUAUCUGCUGUUCGACAGAAGAAACAGCCGAUCAAGACUGCAGCCCGGGAGUUUGGGAUACCUAAAAGCACUCUGUAUGACAGGUUACAGGAGAGACCAUUGGACAUCUGCAGCCGGAAGAAGCUCCCGAGGCUGUUGACUGUAGAAGAGGAAGGGGCCCUGGUAGAAUUUGUACUUUACAUGGGCGGUCAGGGCUUCCCCAUGACUAGGACCAUGAUUCGUGUGUAUGUGCGGGAGAUUUUACGUAGAACAGGACGUGUGUCCCUCAUUUGCAUGGAAACUGGACCGUCUGAUAAGUGGUUCCGGGGUUUCCUCGCCAGACACCCACAACUGUCGGAGAGAACCCCGGAAAACCUGGACAAGUCUAGAGCGAGAAUGUCUAGUCAGUAUACAAUGGACGGCUGGUUUGAGCUCCUUAAGAAAGUUUUGAGGGACAAGAAGCUCGAGAACAAGGAAGGACAGAUUUUCAAUGUAGAUGAAGUGGGUUGGUCGGGGAAGGAGAGAAAGAAGGUGAAAGUGUUUGGACAGAAAGGGGCCCACUGCUUUGCGGCCAACAAUAUCACAUCAUGUGAACAUGUGACGGUCAACAUGUGUAUUUGCGCAGAUGGCAGAAUACUACCGCCAAUGAUAAUAUAUAAAGAAUCGUUACCACACAGGUCCAUGUAUGACGGAAUACCUGGAAGUUGGCUGUACGGCAAGAGCGAGAACGGCUACAUGGACGGUGACCUGUUUCUGACGUGGUUUAAAGAAAUAUUUCUGAUUAACUGCGGCAGGGAGAGGCCCGUCCUGUUAGUCAUGGACAACCAUGAUAGCCAUGUUACAUUGCCAUUGGUGGAGACUGCCCGUUUAAAUGAUGUUGUACUGCUCGGGUUGCCUGCCCACACAACGCACAUUCUUCAACCAUUGGAUGUAAAAGUAAAUGGACCACUGAAGACCAGAUUCAGUAAUCUGGCGACGCAUCUGGGCUUCGCCAACCCAAGCCUGUCAAUAGGAAGAGCGAGAUUUCCUGUAGUUCUGCGUCACGCAAUAGAACAGACGACACCCUCCUCUGUUAGGCAGGCGUUUGUGGCUACCGGCAUAGUGCCAUUUAACCCACAAGCAAUAGAUAAAUCACAAUUAGUUCCAGCAACUUUUACUAAAACAAAUGAACAGACUGGUGAAAAGGAAAACAGCAAUGUUAAAACAUGUGAGGCUUGUGGGUCAUUCCUGACAAAUCCUUUAGUGGAUCAAGGGGUCAUACCGCAGUCAAUUGCGCAGGUGUUGGUGCCACCGCCACAAAAAACAACGGGAAAAUCAAAAUCUUCACGAAUUGUGACCGAGGGUCGGGUUAUAAGUGGCGAUGAAAUGCUGAAAAAAUUAGAAGAGAAGGAGGAGGUCAUGCGACGCCAGAUGGAGGAAAAGGAGGAGAGGUUGAGGUUAAAAGAACAAAGGAAACAGCAGAAAGAAAAAGAAGAAGAAGAGAAAGUUGAGAAGAAGAAACGACGGGAGGAAGAAAAGAAAAAGAAGGAACAAGAACUUAAGGAGGAGCGAAUGAAGAAGGCUGUUGGGGGACGCUUAGCACAUAAACGUUUUACGUGUGCUGUGUGUGGGGAGAGAGGGCGUGUGAAUGACGAAAUGAAUGGAGUUAUGUGGUAUGGGUGCGAUGAUGGUAUGUGUGGGCGUUGGUAUCAUGAGGAGUGCUUGGGUCAGAGUGAGAAUGAGUAUCUGAAGGAGAGUGAAAGUGAUGAUUUGCCUUGGUAUUGUGCCGUAUGUAAACCGUGGUUGUAUGAGGAAGAGUAAGAGUACGAGAAAUUGUGAUGUUAAGAUUAUGUCUGAAUGUAUUUCUUGAUGUUUUUUAGUUAUUUCAUAAAUUUGUGUUUUAUAGAUGUUUGUUUUGAGUUUAUAUAAUCAAAAUGAUGAAAUAAAUGUGAGAAUAGUUAUAUGUCAAGAUUAGUUUGUUAAUUUUAUUUGUCUGCGCGCUUACCAUUGUAUACAAUGUAUACAGUUGUAUAUAGAAAAUUAUAUAUAUCUUACAUCUGUUUGAUAGGAUACACAGUGUAAUCUAUUUCAAAAACAUAAGCCAGAUAAUUUAAGCUAGAAUAGCUGUUGCCGUUAUGGUGAGUUCAUUGUCAUACGAAUUGUAGAAUGUUACCACAAACGAGCAUGAGUAAAUUUAACUGUCUCAUUGAAACACUCGAUCUGGCAGAAGAAAGCGUUCACAUUCUUAAUAGGCCUAGUUGUUAAACAUUCAUAAGACUAUUUUAAGCACGAUAAAAGUCUCGUUUCUUCUUUAAUCUAAAUAGACUAUUAUACAGUGUCACUCUUUUUAGAUCCUUAAAUAAUAAAAUUGAUUUUUUACGUUCUUUAGAAAAUUACUAAGUUUACAUCACUUAAGACAAGGUUGACGUCAAAAUAUUUACGUCAAGAGCUCAAUACCAGACCUCAUAAACUAGCUUAUAACGAUUUCAAAUUUAAUAAUAAAAUUCUCAAAUUUUCGGCAAUUGCCGCUGGAAUAUUGCUUAUGUGAACAGUAUUGUUUUUAAACCAUACAAGCCAUUACUUUGGCUAAAUUAUAGCUAUAUACUGCCUGUCCGGACACAUGGUACUGUAGUCUGGAUAAUUUUGACACUUUGGUACACCCCCGCACGGGCCUCAUACACGAAUGUCUACGUAAUCGGAAGUAAACAAACCAGCUCUUC